Molecule: messenger RNA, 4153 nt
Organism: Brienomyrus brachyistius
Lineage: Eukaryota; Metazoa; Chordata; Actinopteri; Osteoglossiformes; Mormyridae
Gene: sulf1
Product: sulfatase 1
Cellular component (GO): cell surface; plasma membrane; endoplasmic reticulum
Molecular function (GO): glycosaminoglycan binding; N-acetylglucosamine-6-sulfatase activity
Source: RefSeq, a predicted model, not a curated record
GUCGUGACAUCCAAGUGGAAACUCGAUCCCCACCGCUAUCACCAUGAAGCUGCUGUGCCUAGCCGCUGUCGCCACCCUGCUGGUGGCUGGUCCACUGGACUGCCUGCAUUUUACCACACGUGCUCAGGGGCUGCGCGGCCGCGUGCAGAGAGACCGCCGCAACAUCCGGCCUAACAUCAUACUCAUCAUGACCGACGACCAGGACGUGGAACUGGGCUCGCUACAGGUGAUGAACAAAACAAGGCGGAUCCUGGAGCAGGGAGGUACGACCUUCACCAACGCUUUCGUCACCACGCCCAUGUGCUGCCCGUCACGCUCCUCCAUGCUCACCGGCAAGUACGUGCACAAUCAUAAUACGUACACCAACAACGAGAACUGCUCCUCACCAUCCUGGCAGGCUCAGCACGAACCACGCACCUUCGCCGUUUACCUCAACAACACGGGAUACCGGACAGCUUUCUUUGGGAAGUACCUCAACGAGUACAACGGCAGCUAUAUCCCACCCGGCUGGAGGGAGUGGAUGGGCCUGAUCAAGAACUCGCGCUUCUACAACUACACCGUCUGCCGCAAUGGUUACAAGGAGAAGCACGGGGCUGACUACGCCAAGGUGUGUACCGCUGGCCCCGCGGUCCCUUUAGCUGGCGGAAAGGGCACACCCAUGGUGCAUGUUAGCCUGAUCUGGCAGUCCUCUUGGCCAUGUGACAUGACAAGGAGCAGAAACCCAAUUGGUCGCAUUGUGGGCGGUCAGCAUCAUGGCAGCUCAGCUGCAAUGAUACAGGCCCACCUGAAGGGGGCGUGUGUCUUCGGCAGGAACCCAAACGAGCAGCCAUGUGACCAGCCCAGGACUAUGGUCAUCAGCCACGCUGCCCCGCACGGUCCUGAGGACUCCGCCCCCCAGUACUCUGAGCUCUUCCCCAAUGCCUCCCAGCACAUUACUCCCAGUUAUAACUACGCUCCCAACAUGGACAAGCACUGGAUCAUGCAGUACACCGGCCCCAUGAAGCCCAUCCACAUGGAGUUCACCAACUUCCUGCACAGGAAGCGCCUGCAGACUCUCAUGUCCGUGGACGACUCCGUGGAGAAGAUAUACAAGAUGCUGGUGGACACCGGCGAGCUGGAGAACACCUACGUAAUCUACACAGCCGACCAUGGCUACCACAUCGGCCAGUUUGGCCUGGUGAAGGGCAAAUCCAUGCCCUACGACUUCGACAUCCGGGUGCCCUUCUUCAUCCGUGGGCCCAACGUGGAGGCAGGGGCAGUGAAUCUCCACCUGGUGCUGAACAUCGACUUGGCGCCCACCAUCCUGGACAUCGCGGGGCUGGACACACCCCCCGACAUGGAUGGAAAGUCCAUCCUGAAGCUGCUGGAGCAGGAGAGGACAGGGAACAGAUUCAAACCAAACCGGAAACCCAAAGUCUGGAGAGACACUUUCCUGGUGGAGAGAGGGAAGAUACUCCGCAAGAAGGAGCAGGGGGGCGGCGGUCUGAGCACGCCGCAGAGCAACAGCCUGCCCAAGUACCGCAUGGUGAAGGAGGUGUGCCAGCAGGCAGAGCUGCAGACGGCCUGUGCGCAGCCGGGACAGAAGUGGCACUGCAUCGAGGACGUCGCGGGCAAGUGGCGGAUCCAGAAGUGCAAGGGGCCCCUGAAGGAGGGCCCCAGGAAGAAGGCGAGGAGCCUGCGGGGGCGUGGCUAUGACAGCCGUGAGACGGAGUGCGACUGCGGGGAGCCGCGGUACCGCGCCGCCAGUGGGGACCGCCGUGCCCAGAGGCCCUUCGGCAAGCCAGGCAACCCACGAUUCCGGCCUCGGUUUGUUCACAUGCGGCCGUCCCGCUCACUGGCAGUGGAGUUCGAGGGCCAGAUCUACGACAUCGACCUGCAGGCGGAGGACAAGUUGGACCUCGUCCCGCGUAGCAUCAGCAAGCGGCAGGACAUGCCAACGGGCGACGUGGACUUUGGCCUGGAAUCGGAUGAUGCCUCGGAGGAGAUGCUGGCAGACGACACCAAUGCGGUCGGAUAUCCCAACUCCAUCAAAGUCACACACAAGUGCUACAUCCUGACCAACGACACUGUACGCUGUGAGAGGGAGAUCUACCAGUCGUCCCAAGCCUGGAAGAACCAUAAAAGUUACGUAGAUCAGGAGAUCGAAGCUCUUCAAGACAAAAUCAAGAACCUUCGGGAGGUCCGGGGGCACCUGAAACGGCGGCGGCCGGAUGAGUGCGACUGCGGCCGGAAGAGGGAGGUGGUGCCAGAGGUGGACAGGAAGUCGCAGCUGUUUAACGAGAUCCGCAGGAAGAAGAAGGAGCGUAAACUGAAGAAACGGCAGCGCAAGGGGGACGACUGCAGCCUUCCGGGUCUCACCUGCUUCACGCACAACAACGACCACUGGCAGACCGCCCCCUUCUGGAACUUGGGGGGCUUCUGUGCCUGUACAAGCUCCAACAACAACACCUACUGGUGCUUGCGGACUGUAAACGAGACUCACAACACCCUCUUCUGUGAGUUCGCUACGGGCUUCCUGGAGUACUUUGACCUCAACAGUGACCCGUAUCAGCUGACGAAUGCGGUCUUCUCUGUGGAGAGGGACGUCCUCAACCAGCUGCACUCCCAGCUGAUGGAGAUGAGAAGCUGCCAGGGGCACCGGCAAUGCAGUCCCAGGCCCAAGGGCCAGGAAGCCGAGCUCAGCCCGCCUGGGAUGGACGCAGGGGCUAAGAUGGCUGAUUUCCCAGAUGACACGGACUGGCGGGGGCUGGAGGACUUGUACAGCGUGGAUGAGAGCCGAUACGAGUGGCGCUCCCAUUUUAGCCCCGCCGAGGACAACUGGACGAACUUCUGGAAAGAUGUAGACAGUAUGUUUGUGCUGCUGAGUAAUUUUAAGAAACUCAACCAAACGGACGAGCUCGAACCCACAGCCGAGUCUGGCUCGGGGGCCCUUGAUCUGGAGGAGGCCAGUGGGGCGGGGGGCCCAGUCCAGCCUGCCACCACUGCCACUCCCAGACCCUCCACUCCACCACCAUUGGGUAGUGCACCCCCCCAGGUUGAGAAGAAGCCCCACCCCCUGAAUGACAUCCCUGAGAAGCUCCCCCUUUGGGAGAGGGGCCCCUCCACCGGGGAGACCUGGGCCCAGCAGCUGAAGGAUGGCCUGGACGGAGAUGGACUCACGUUCAGCGGAAACAGCCUGACAGAGUUGGAAACACACCAUGUCCACCUGCUGCGCUUGGCCCCCCAGGUGGACCAGGGCCCCAGGGAGGACGAGGAGGACAUCUUCCUGGCCCAGGGCUACCUCCCCCUGUCCCUGCAAACUGAGAGCCCUGCAGCAUAGACAGCGGGUGGCGGCGGCAGCAGUGCCCCCCGGAGGAAGGUGGUGGCGCUGCCGGGACAGCGCCCGAGCCAGUCAUACUCCACACACUGACACGCACUUCCUGACGAGCAGGGCGCCCCCUGGCUAGUUCCUGGCCAGUGUAUGGCGGCUUCUGCUGUCUCGCAGAGCAAUUUAUAAUUAUAUUGUGAAUGAUAAGUUGGCUUAUUUUUCUACAGGUCCUUCCAGUUAGUACAAAGCAGUGUUAUGCUGAUCCAGUCUCUAUGUAAUAUGUAUGUAUACAUAUAAUUGCCUAAUGCAGCCAUGGUUGAAUACUGGAGUUAAAUUGAAAUAGUUUAGUACCACAUGGAAGCUUGUACCAUUAAAGGAUGUCUUAAUAUAAACGUCAUGAAAAGCGCAGGCUUUGUGAUGGCACUGGGCGCCAUUGUUUUCCGCUGAUUGGUACUACGUGACAUUUGGUCCCUGGUCCAUAAGACCAUCACCCUCGUUGGGGAAAGAAUUCCUGAUGGGAGCUCGCUGUAUUGGGGGGGGGGGGGGGGGGAGUAAUUAAACCCGUAUUAAUUAGCAGUUAUUGGGAGGUCUGCACACCUUUAACAUGACAUCUGCUGUCCCAUGUGGCCCCAGUGGGGCGCGGUCACGACCGCUAUCCCGAACAGAGCCGGCGAAUCUCACAAUUGUGUGGACUGACCUGGAAGGUGGAUUCCCCCCAAAAAAAUCAAAACCAUGACUUGUAAAUAUUUAAACUGAGCUAUUUUUUUAGAAACUUUGCAGCAAAUCGGGCUUCAGGAAAGCCAAUGAAAUGGGUUAGAAAUAAAUAUUUUACUGAUUGAUCUGUAA